This is a messenger RNA of Thecamonas trahens ATCC 50062, 1822 nucleotides long. RefSeq lists its product as uncharacterized. Gene Ontology annotation, molecular function: protein binding. Lineage: Eukaryota; Apusomonadida; Apusomonadidae. Bases 1 to 1803 code for a protein of 600 amino acids. The transcript has a single exon. The record is from RefSeq and is a predicted model, not a curated record.
AUGCAGGCAAGGACCAUUGCAGGUUCACCCGGGGCACAACUAGCGGCAACACCCGUGGUGGCGGCCCGCACGCGGGCUGGUCUGGCGAGCUCGUCGCUGCUGGCGUCGCUGGCGUCGUCGCUGGCAGAGGCACAGGCGGCGUACGCGGCGCAGCUGGCGAGUCUUGCUGAGCAAUACACAGCCGAGCUGGAGCUGCUGCGGGCGAGGGAAGGACAGAGCGUGCGAGAAGGCGAGGUGGUGGACGAGGAUGGAUGGCCGGAGCCGGUGGCGGUGGCGAGCGUGGUGGCGCUGGUCGACUCGCUGGCGGCGGCGCACCUGGACAGCGCGAGGGCAGCCAAGGCAGGACUGGUUGGCCUGCACCUGCCGGUUCUGGCCGAGGCGGCCAAGGCUGCUGGCGAGGUCUCGCCCAAGGCGGCACGGAUCGACGUCGACUCGUUUUCUCCAGGCGUCUUUGCUGCGGUUGUCGACGCCGAAGAGGCCCGGCUGGCUGCCGUCCGCGGGUUGCUGACGGCGACGCUCAAGCAGGUGACCCACAUGGCGCCGCUGCGGACCCGAAUUGUGACUGGAUGGGCGCCUGCGGUGCGGCGCGCGUCGGAUGCGGUCGAUGCCUUUACGCCGGCAACCGAGCUGGCGGCGGUUCUGGUCUCGGCGGCGUCGGCCUUUCCCACACAUAUCAAGGCGACGGCGGCGCCCGAGACCUACUUUGACCUGCUGUUCAGGUGGUACUAUGGGCGGGCGUUUGCGCAUGAAAAGACGGAGCGGCGACAGCUGCGCGCCAAGCGACGGGUGCUCAAGCAGCGGGCGGCGACGGGUCGGGUGUACGGCAUCGUGCUGCAGAGCCCGACCGGCGAGACGUUUGUCGUUGUCGACGCUGCGCCCGACGACUCCGCUGCGCGCCCGUAUGCGCCGCCGCGAUUGACGGUCGGUCGCUCGCGGAGUUCCACCAUUUCGCUCCGCGCCGACAGUGCAGUCUCAAAGAAUCAUGUCGAGCUGGAGGUUGCCGGUGGCGCGGCCGCGCUCCGCAACGUUUCGGGCAAGAACGUGGUCAUGGUCAAGGAUGGGGUGCCUGACGGCGCGUCGCUCGAAGCCCGCCCAGUCCGUCACAUCGGCCCAGGCGAGACCUCGCAUAUUGAGCUUGGUGGCGCCGAGUUUGUGAUCGGUAACCAGGCCCGGUUCUCCAUCGCCUCGCUCUCGCAGUGGAUGGCGAGCGUGGGCAGCUCGGCGUCGGCCGAGUCGGCGACGUCCAACAUCGCCCGGACCUGGCGGAUGCGCGAUGUGGUCGACGCUGCCGCCGACGCUGGCGCGCAGGUUGUGCUUGGCUCGGAGUUGACGUACGGUGCAAGCAAAGGUGAUGCCGGCCGGCCGGCCUCGGGCGAGUGUACCAGCAGUGAUGCACCGAGCGCGUCGUCGACGUCGCGGGCCGCGAUCCGCAAACUCUCCAACCGCGCCAACGAGGCCAUGGCCCAGCUUGCAGUCCAAGAGCGCGAGCUACAGACCCAGCUUGUCACGCCCGACUCGCCCGACAUCCUGAUGUUGCAAAACAGGGCAACGUCACGUAAGAUCUCGUCGGGCGGCUCGGACGUCCGGCUGGCGUCCGGCCUCGCCAACGCGGACAUUCUUGACGCACUGCAGCUUGGACCCAACACCCGCGGCCGGCGACACGAGCGCGCCCUCCGCCUCCGCGCACAAACUGAUUCGAUAGCCACGUCGCGGCGGCGCAACAGGCGCAGACGGCAUGAGCUUGCAUCGACCAGCAACGGAACGCGAGGCAGCGGCGAGAAAGGGCGCGCGAGUGACGAGUAAACUCGCCCACGCAGUCGGA